GGAACCACCCAUUCUGAAGUGUAAACAAAACAUCAGAAUGAUCAGAUAACAACAAACAAACCAAAAAACCGGUGGCCACAAUUCUUGUAGCCUAUGCCAGUGUGCCAUGAGACAUCAUCAUUAACAAACAACAACUUAGCUACUGCUACUUCUUCUUCUUCUUCACACACCAUUCACUCAUGAUCACUACAUGCAGAACCUCUUCUUCUUCUUCUUCUUCAAGCGUCAAUCCACUUUCUCUACGUUCUUCCCUACAUUCCAAACAACCAUUUCUAUCUCUGAGUCUCCUCUUUUUUCCUCGCAACUUUCACAAGGGCAUUGCUCUCUCCUCAGCAACACAGUGCAAACCCAGAAGCCAUUUGAGUGGAAAAGAUGGAAACUUGAAUAAUGGGUUUGAAGAAGAGAGUGACCGUGAGGUUCACUGUGAGCUACAAGUUGUUUCUUGGAGAGAAAGGAGAGUUAAAGCUGAGAUUUUUAUCAAUGCUGAUAUUAAUUCCGUUUGGAAUGCUCUCACUGAUUAUGAACACCUUGCUGAUUUCAUACCAAAUCUUGUUUGGAGUGGGCGUAUUCCCUGCCCAUUUCCUGGAAGGAUAUGGUUAGAGCAAAGAGGAUUUCAAAGGGCAAUGUAUUGGCACAUUGAAGCUCGUGUUGUCUUGGAUCUUCAAGAAUUCCUCAAUUCUGAAUGGGAUCGAGAACUUCAUUUUUCGAUGGUUGAUGGAGACUUUAAGAAGUUUGAGGGUAAAUGGUCUGUGAAAUCUGGAACAAGGUCGUCAUCAACUAUUUUAUCUUAUGAGGUUAAUGUGAUACCAAGAUUCAAUUUCCCAGCUAUUUUCUUGGAAAAGAUUAUCAGAUCAGAUCUUCCUGUAAACCUCCGAGCCUUGGCAUAUAGAGUUGAAAGAAAUGUAUUGGGAAAUCAGAAACUUCCCCUGCCAGAAGAUGACUUGCACAAAAAGUCUUUGGUUAUUAAUGGAUCUUCUGUCAAAAAGAUAAAUGGUUCUUUGCUUGAAAACGACAAAUUGGCAGCUGGAGAGGAUAAAGAAGGUUUGGACACUUCAAUUUCUGGUUCAUUGCCCACGUCUUCCAGUGAGUUAAACUGCAAUUGGGGUAUAUUUGGAAAAGUUUGUAGCCUUGACAAGCCUUGUGUAGUAGAUGAAGUUCAUCUCCGGAGAUUUGAUGGACUUUUGGAAAAUGGAGGUGUUCAUCGUUGUGUUGUUGCAAGCAUAACAGUUAAAGCUCCUGUUCGUGAAGUAUGGAAUGUAAUGUCUUCCUAUGAGACUCUUCCCGAGAUAGUUCCAAAUUUAGCAAUCAGCAAGAUUUUAUCACGAGAUAACAAUAAAGUCCGCAUUCUUCAGGAAGGGUGUAAGGGCCUUCUUUAUAUGGUGCUUCAUGCUCGUGUUGUGCUAGAUUUGUGUGAACAGCUAGAACAAGAGAUCAGUUUUGAACAGGCUGAAGGUGACUUCGACUCGUUCCAGGGAAAAUGGACUUUUGAGCAACUAGGAAAUCACCACACACUGCUAAAGUACUCUGUGGAGUCAAAAAUGCGAAAGGAUACUUUCCUUUCUGAAGCUAUCAUGGAAGAGGUCAUUUAUGAAGAUCUGCCAUCAAACUUGUGUGCAAUAAGAGACUACAUUGAAAACCGGAAAUCAUCGCAGUUUUCGGAAGUUUGUGAGCAGAAUUCAAAUUCAGAAGAACAAAUUAUUUCAUCUGGCUCUGUAGAUGAUAGUAACUGUAGUUCAGCUGAUGAUUUUUCUGAUUGUAAUGUUCAAAGCUCAUCUAAUCAAAGGUCAAGAGUUCCAGGGUUACAGAGGGAUAUUGAAGUCCUAAAAUCCGAACUCCUGAAAUUUGUUGCUGAAUAUGGUCAGGAAGGGUUUAUGCCAAUGAGGAAGCAGCUUCGGUUACAUGGAAGAGUGGAUAUUGAGAAGGCUAUAACUCGGAUGGGUGGAUUCAGAAAGAUUGCAACCAUAAUGAACCUCUCUCUAGCUUACAAACACCGCAAACCAAAGGGUUAUUGGGACAAUCUUGAAAAUUUGCAGGACGAGAUAAGUAGAUUCCAAAGGAGCUGGGGAAUGGACCCGUCACUUAUGCCCAGUAGGAAGUCAUUUGAACGCGUUGGUCGCUUUGAUAUUGCACGAGCACUGGAAAAGUGGGGUGGACUUCAUGAGGUUUCUCGCCUUCUGUCCCUAAAGGCGAGGAGAAAAAGAAGCAGUCAAGACAAGGAUAAGAAAAAUGAUGAAACAGAAUCAGCAGAUGUAGAUAGUGAGAUCAAUACAGUAACCAGACCCUAUAUUUCUCAAGACACACACAAGUGGCAUACAGAACUAAAACAGUUGGACAUAAAUUGGGUUGAGUAAACAGAGUAUAGUAGUUUUUUUUUGUGUAAACCGGAUAUUCUCCGCGAGCAACUGCAGAGACUAAAUUUCUCAAGCCUUGUCGAACCCAAAUGGGAAACACAGUAUAGUAUUCAUAUAUGUGUUCAUUGCCUUUUAAUUUAAGACAACCAUGUGUUGAUAGUAA
Messenger RNA from Trifolium pratense (red clover), 2514 nucleotides. RefSeq lists its product as uncharacterized. Gene Ontology annotation, biological process: regulation of photosynthesis, light reaction. The transcript has 10 exons. The coding region runs from base 180 to 2351 and encodes 723 amino acids. Lineage: Eukaryota; Viridiplantae; Streptophyta; Magnoliopsida; Fabales; Fabaceae. The record is from RefSeq and is a predicted model, not a curated record.